Messenger RNA from Hyla sarda, 2099 nucleotides. Its product is annotated as intelectin-1-like. Gene Ontology annotation, molecular function: oligosaccharide binding. The transcript is spliced from 8 exons. The record is from RefSeq and is a predicted model, not a curated record. The coding region runs from base 84 to 1103 and encodes 339 amino acids. Lineage: Eukaryota; Metazoa; Chordata; Amphibia; Anura; Hylidae.
UGUCCAGAAAAAAAAGGAAACAGAUGGCAGUACAUUUUGUUAUUAAGAUUAGCUGCCAUCAUCAAAGCAAAUAAAGGAGGAAGAUGCUGUUCUGUUGUUUUAUCCUGUUGGCUCUAAUAUUUACGAUGGGCCAUUCUGAUUCUUGUGAUAGUAUUUCACAUUAUCAGAAGAAGCUGAAUAUUCUAAAUCUUUUGUCAUGCUGGGAUCAGGAGAAAACAGGCAAAGUAGAUGAAUACUCGCACCAUCUUAUCAAUAACAACCAACAUAGGUACAGGAGCUGCAAGGAUAUCAAAGAGUCUGACAAUAAUGCCAAAGAUGGCAUUUACACUUUAACAACUGAACAUGGAAUUACCUACCAAACAUUUUGUGACAUGACAACCAAUGGAGGAGGCUGGACAUUAGUUGCAAGUAUUCAUGAGAACAAUAUUAAUGGGAAGUGCACAAUCGGAGAUCGCUGGACCAGUCAACAGGGAAACAAUAAGAACAAUCCUGAAGGAGAUGGCAACUGGGCAAAUUAUGCCACAUUUGGGUUCCCGAAUGGAGCCACCAGUGAUGACUACAAGAACCCAGGUUAUUAUGAUAUUGUUGCUGCUAAUGUGGGCUUAUGGCAUGUCCCCAACAACACUCCGCUCCACCUGUGGAAGGACACAGCUCUUCUACGAUAUCGUACACAAAGCGGCUUCCUUACUGCCAGCGGAGGAAAUCUCUUCUCUCUGUAUAAGAAAUAUCCUGUAAAAUAUAAUACUGGAAAUUGUCCCACUGACAAUGGACCCGCUGUUCCAGUAGUUUAUGAUCAUGGGAAUGCAGAGAAAACAGUCAGCCUCUAUGGACCAAAUGUAAAAGGUGUUGUCACUGGUGGUUUUAUCCAAUUUCGAGUUUUCAAUGCUGAAAAAGCAGCAAUAGCGUUAUGUGCUGGAAUUAAAGUGAAUGGACUUUGUCAUUCAGAACAUGCCUGUAUUGGAGGUGGUGGAUAUUUUGAAGAAGCUAGUCCCAAGCAAUGUGGAGACUUUACAUCUUUAGAUUGGAGUGGUGUUGGAACACACACUGGAUGGAGCGCUAGCAAGGCUUUAAUAGAAUCUUCUGUACUUAUCUUUUACCAAUGAGUUUUCUGAUUGUCAGACUGAUUGAUGCCUCGCCAUCCUAGUCCUUGCAGACGCUGUUCAUCUAUCGAGCUAACUGCAGGUGACUUGGCAUCCCCAUGGCUCCAACACUUCCACGUGGACGCCAUUUGGUACUGCCCUAACUUUAUGGUAGGAUUAUCAUCUUGUGGGUGACCAUAUAUGAGUUCCCUCAUAUCAAGGCUCAUCUGUAUCAGUCUCAAUCAAGUGACUGAUGUUAUGUACUUGUGCACCGACCGCCCUGCACACAUACACCUGCCGCACCAGCUAGAGGUCUGCAUAUUCCCAAUAUCUGCCUACAAGAAGGAACAUAAUCUUUGGACCAUUACCUACAUUUUAAAUAAAGUCUACCUGGGCCUCUCUAUCUAAGCAUACCAGGGAAUUAUCUAUACCUCUGUCUGUCGUAUCACAACAGGAUUAUUACUCAGUGAGAUAAGUGACAGGAGAAACUAUACUCCUGCCUCCUAUGCACUUGUCCCUGAAGAGUUGUGCCGCUUUGAAAUGCGCUGCAACGGAACGUGUAGGAGAUAUGUGGCUUGAUUUUUACUAAUAUUGUAUGUAAUCACUGUACAAAAUAUAGAUGUGCUUACAAAUUCUAUACUCACCGAAUAUUUUGCAGAGGUUUUCUACAAACCAGCUAGUUAAUUACUAGUGGCUUGCUAUACACACUGCACCCGGUGCCUCCAUUCCCUCCGUAACCAGGGAGAGAUAGGAGGUUCCUGUUGCAGGUUGGCGUUCUCUAGGAAGGCCUCCCUGCAGUAACAGGUAGUGGGUCCUAAGGGACUAGAAGGGCCAGUAUAGCCUAACCCUAGUAACAGACCCAGUAUCUAGGAUCAGUUGUGUUUGUGAAAAAUAUAACUUUUUGUAUCAAUUUUUGAUAUUUUCUAAUACACGUGUGCCUAUAUUUUAAUUGCAUACCAAUAAAAGUGUGUUUUUAUGACCUAAGUGUUAUUCCUACUGUAUUGUCAGACCAUAAUAAAA